GGCAAAUUUCAAGGCCGUUGUCUUCUUUUCUGUGCGAAGUUGAGUUUCAUAACAGAAAUUCUACCAAAAACCAAGAUGGCAAAUAGGGACAAAGCGGCUGAACAGAUGAACGAAUUUAAGAGGCAGCAGGGUGAUGCCGAAACCCUGACAACAGGAACAGGUGCUCCUGUUGGUGCCAAGAAUGCUACAUUGACAGUGGGACCUCGUGGUCCAAUUCUUCUACAAGAUUUCGUCUUCACGGAUGAAAUGGCUCAUUUUAACAGAGAGAGAAUCCCUGAAAGAGUUGUCCAUGCUAAAGGGGCAGGUGCACUGGGUUAUUUUGAGGUGACCCAUGAUAUUUCUAAAUAUUGUAAAGCUAAGGUAUUUGAUACAGUUGGAAAGAGAACCCCAGUCGCUGUUAGAUUCUCUACUGUAGGAGGUGAAAAAGGUUCAGCUGAUACUGCCAGAGAUCCAAGAGGUUUUGCUGUUAAAUUUUACACCGAGGAUGGAAACUGGGAUUUAGUUGGAAACAACACUCCAAUAUUUUUCAUCCGAGAUCCUUUUCUAUUUCCAAGCUUUAUUCAUACACAGAAGAGAAAUCCAGUUACAAAUUUAAAGGAUCCUGAUAUGUUUUGGGAUUUUAUCUCGUUACGGCCAGAAACAGCUCACCAGGUGUCUUUCCUGUUCUCUGACCGAGGUACGCCAGACGGGUACAGACAUAUGAAUGGUUAUGGAAGUCACACCUUUAAAAUGAUCAAUAACGACAAUAAAGGAGUUUACUGUAAAUUUCAUUUUAAGACUGAUCAAGGUAUUAAAUGUCUGAGAGCUGAGAAAGCAGGAGAAUUAUCUGCCAGUGAUCCAGACUACUCUACACGAGACCUAUAUAACGCUAUACGUGAAGGUAACUCACCAUCCUGGACUGUGUAUAUUCAAGUCAUGUCUUAUGAAGAAGCUGAGAGAUUUAGAUGGAAUCCAUUUGAUUUGUCAAAGGUGUGGCCCCAGGGUGAAUAUCCCUUACUACCAUUGGGUAAAAUGGUGCUGAAUAAAAACCCUAAAAAUUACUUUACUGAGGUUGAACAGAUAGCCUUUUCACCAGCUCAUAUGGUACCAGGGAUUGAGGCCAGUCCGGAUAAAAUGUUACAGGGGCGAUUAUUUUCGUAUUCUGACACCCACAGACAUCGUCUAGGAAGUAAUUACCUACAGAUUCCUAUCAACUGUCCAUAUAACGCUAGGACCAGAACUUAUCAACGAGACGGCCCACAAUGUGUUGAUGAUAAUCAAGGUGGAGCACCAAAUUAUUUCCCGAACAGUUUCAGUGGCCCCCAGGAUAACCCCAAACAUCUAGAAUGUCCGUUUAAAUUGUCUGGAGACGUGACGAGAUAUAACACAGCAGAUGAUGAUAAUUUUAGUCAAGUUGGAAUUUUCUGGAGAAAGGUAUUAAAUCCAGAAGAAAGAGAAAGAUUGGUUCAGAAUAUGGCUGGGAAUUUAAAAGAUGCUCAGGAAUUUAUUCAGAAACGAGCUGUUCAUAAUUUUGGUCAAGCAGAUGCUGAGUAUGGCAGAAAAUUACAGGAGGCUUUGAAUGCAUAUAAACGAGCACAGGGAGGAGUAUCAGCCAAUCUGUAAAAAACAGAAUAAGUGAUUAUUGAUGAACCUGAUGUUGGAAAGAUUUAUGUAUAUUGAUGAAAAGAUAAACCAUUGAUUACUUGUCAUGUGAUUUCAUCAGUCUUUAUAUUGUUUUAUUUAUUCAAUUCCAAUGCAUGUGAAAUUACUUCUAUUAAUACUGUGACUACGAUUUAUUUUCAAAAUGGGGUUAACUGAUAUGGCGUACUACUUGUUGGUGGUCUGAUAAUUUUAAAAUGGGGAUAAAAGGAGGGUAACUUCCAUUUCCUCAUGUGAGGUCCGACUCUCUUGCAAUUCCAGAAAAAUUGUAAAUUGAAACUAUGGUCACCUUUCUGCUAUUAUUUACAAAAUGGCGUUGCUAGGAGUCAUUAAAUAAGAUAUCUACCCAUGAGGAUGUCAAUAUUGCCCCGAAGUGACAACAGCUGAUAUUUACAGAUAGAAAUAUAAACUCAGAAACUAGAACAUGUUGUUACUCAGAGUAACUGUGCGAUCUUCAGACAACUGAUCUAUUUCAGCCAGCCUCUCAGCUGAUAAGUAAACACUUAGUAUAUAUAUUCCUUGAAAGUAUAUCAGAUGUUUCAAUAGUUUAUUUGGAGUAUUAAGAUGUAAAAUAAUUGUGCAAUUAGACGUUGAUUAUGAUUGUAAUUUUUCUUCAAUCUUUUAUUAUCAAAUAAACUAAUAUGUAAUGAUCAA
Molecule: messenger RNA, 2292 nt
Organism: Lottia gigantea (owl limpet)
Lineage: Eukaryota; Metazoa; Mollusca; Gastropoda; Lottiidae
Exons: 12
Coding region: 76-1602 (508 amino acids)
Biological process (GO): response to hydrogen peroxide; hydrogen peroxide catabolic process
Cellular component (GO): peroxisome; cytoplasm; mitochondrion
Molecular function (GO): heme binding; catalase activity
Source: RefSeq, a predicted model, not a curated record